UGACGCAUGCUCAUACGCAGUGGCAGCAAGGACUCCAAAUCGAUAGUCGAGUGAAUCAUUGGAUCCUCCCAUAGGAUUGCAUCUAUUACAAUGGCAGAUAAACAAAAUGCUCAGAAAAGUGUUAAAAUAGCAGCUGGAGCCGUAGUUUGUGUUGAAAGUGAAAUCAGAGGAGAUGUGACCAUAGGCCCCAGGACAGUAGUCCAUCCAAAAGCUCGUAUCAUUGCAGAGGCAGGGCCCAUUGUGAUUGGAGAAGGCAAUUUAAUCGAGGAGCAGGCUCUGAUUAUUAAUGGUUAUCCAGAAAACAUCACACCCGAGUCUGAGGUGGAACCAAAGACAAUGACCAUUGGCAUGAACAAUGUAUUUGAAGUUGGCUGUGUAUCACAAGCCCUGAAAAUUGGGGACAACAACGUCAUUGAAUCCAAAGCUGACGUUGGUAGGAAUGUGAUCCUCACCAGUGGCUGUAUCAUUGGAGCCUUCUGUCAGGUCAACACGUGUGAAGUCAUUCCUGAAAACACGGUCAUCUACGGCUCUGGAUGUAUGAGGCGGGUUCAGACGGAGAGACCACAGCCCCAGACUCUUCAACUCGACUUUCUGAUGAAGAUUUUGCCAAACUACCACCAUUUGAAGAAAACUGUUAAAGCUGGCCACAACGCCAGCUAAAUGGAAAUGUUCCCUUUUUUUGUUAGUUAAUUGUUAAUGGCUAGCAAACCCAUAUUUAAAUACCACAUUCUGGCAGGUAGUAUGAAUGUAUAUGACCAUAUAAUAUGUACUUAAGCUUCAUCAGGAAAAUGUCUCUUAUUGAUAAAUAUUUUCUAAUAUAACCGCAACAGCUGAUUAAGUUUUUCCUCUUUAUCUUGCUGUGCUGAUGUACCCUUUUCUAUGAUUCAUUAAAUAACCUAAAAAAUGC
Molecule: messenger RNA, 907 nt
Organism: Trematomus bernacchii (emerald rockcod)
Lineage: Eukaryota; Metazoa; Chordata; Actinopteri; Perciformes; Nototheniidae
Product: dynactin subunit 6-like
Exons: 7
Coding region: 91-660 (189 amino acids)
Biological process (GO): mitotic spindle organization
Cellular component (GO): dynactin complex
Molecular function (GO): dynein complex binding
Source: RefSeq, a predicted model, not a curated record